Colletotrichum aenigma is the source of this 5895-nucleotide messenger RNA. RefSeq names its product Negative regulator of mitosis (gene bimE). NCBI's taxonomy places the organism in Eukaryota, Fungi, Ascomycota, Sordariomycetes, Glomerellales, Glomerellaceae. Gene Ontology annotation, biological process: metaphase/anaphase transition of mitotic cell cycle; anaphase-promoting complex-dependent catabolic process; protein K11-linked ubiquitination. The coding region runs from base 1 to 5895 and encodes 1964 amino acids. The record is from RefSeq and is a predicted model, not a curated record. Gene Ontology annotation, cellular component: anaphase-promoting complex. The transcript is spliced from 3 exons. Gene Ontology annotation, molecular function: molecular adaptor activity.
AUGGCGUCGGUCAAGUCCCUGGGGCUGCAUCAGCCAAGCGGCCUCCAACACACCAUCCACGAAGAUGCCCCGCCGACGACAUACACCUGGGAAGUCACCACCGACCCAGACCACGACGAGUACGAUGAUGGAGGCGAAGUUGAGGACGAGCUUUUGGUGACCAAGGACUGCGUUGUUUGGAGCCGCGGCGGCGUCUUCCGCAAGUCAUACAAUUUCGCCCUCGAUAAAGAACCCAUCACGCAGGCAUUGCUUGCCUCCUUUCCCACCUCCGACUACAGUAGGAAGAAGAAUGCGAAGCAGACCCCAUCGACCGACACCAAAGACGCCCCCCGUCGCUUGUCUCGAGCACUAGUCGUUAUCCUCCGCACACAGGCCCAUGUCUACUUCCUCUCCGGUACCAGCCAUGUCGUGCACAUGCCGUUCGAAGUCGAGGCCGCCUGCGCCGCUCCUCAGGGAGUCAUCAUACAGCGAAAACAACGAAGCGACAACACAGCCCCCGCGUCUCUCAAGUUCCCGAAAGUGCCGCCAAACUCCUUCGUCUCCUCGCAGAUCACCGUCACCUCCCCUCGAAGCUCACACCAUACCGCCUUCUCCGUCGACGGCCUGAACAAGCCCAAGUCUUUACCUCUGAGGCUGGGGUCUACGUUGGGAAAUAUGUGGGAGCCGUUGCUGGACCAGCCAGAUUCCCACUGGCCGCGGCUGGUUUCUCUGAUGGACCCCUUGCAAGACCUGGGACUUGUCGUCACACGACCUGAAGCUGGCACUCGGGAGACGAGGAGGAAGAGCACGCCUAAGUCACCCUACUUUCUCGACCCCGCGGAGGAGAUUUUGCACAUCGAAGAGAUCAAACACCCAGGGGCCCCCAAAACGAAGGCCACGGAGCCGUUGAUUCUUGCCGUCACCAUCAACCGCGAAGCCAGCACGUAUGCCGUGUGGAGGUUAGCAUACAUCAAGAACCAGGACCCAUUCAUUGGCCGCCUUAAGAAGGACAAGAGUCGAGCCGAGCGACGUCGUAGUUCCAUGCAGCCCAACUUCGCCAGCGGCGCGUCAACCCCGGUCCAGACCAACUUCCGUGAAAGCUUCGGCGCUCCCUUGCCCGGCAAACGCUCAAGAAAGAGCGAAAAGGUGGAGAAGCUCGAAAAGGUCGAAAAGCCGCUCGACUUGGUGUCUUCGCUGGAUCUGGAGAAGGAAACGGGUGCAACCAGACGGCAAUCUCGCCGCGUUAGCUCCAUGCUGGCCCGCGCCGAUCUCUCUGCCUCCCAAGAUCGAUCCGUCUUUGCUGACCAGCCAGCGCUCGGGGGAUCCAAGGGUAGUCAAGGACCUAGACUUAGUGGUGGCUACGGUUCCUUCAACCACAAUCAGACCAUCCACCCUAGUUUGGGGAGUCUGUUGGAGGCCCCGAUCGAUGGCGUGUUGGAGGAGCUUCGAGCCGGUGGCGACUUUGAGGGUUUCCACAAUAUGGGACUGGAUGAUCACGUCUUUGAUGGGCUGACUGAAGAGGUCAUGUUCACCAAGAUUCAGACCAUCUCCUUGGACAACACCAACGUCCGCUACUCAUUGUCCAAGCAGCCUGCACGCGGCCAUUGCAAGGUUUUCAUCUUGACCGCGCCGCAGUUUGCAGUCGACGACCCUCUUCGCGGUGAACUGUUAAUUGGAAUCCAGGACUCGCUCGACAAGAGACUGCAGCUUCUGACGAUUGACUUGCAGCGAGGGCCGCGAUUCCUGGUGCCGCCAAAGCCUGGAAAAAGUGCCACCUCGUCUGAAGAUCCUGUUCGGCUGUCGUGCGGCGCUCUCCGACGAGCACAUCAUGUGGUGGACUCUUGCAAAGUGACCGAUGGAGACAUCUCCGUCAUCCUCAUUCUGUCAGAAGGACACGAGGGUCGUCGAGAGCUCAGCAUACAAGCACCAUGGAGUCAGAUCACCCCAAUCAACCUGCCCCUCAUGUCCUUGGAGAACGUCAGAAGUCUUCACUAUCGUGGCCGCGUGGUGGACCGAGAUGUCCGCCAUCGCAAAUCUGAAGUCAUCGAGGUUGCUAACGGUAAUGUCGGUGGCCUUCGGUAUUCCAAAGCCAAAGGCAUCGUUGAUAUGGUCGACGGCGAAGAUAGACAUCAUCAGAUCCAGAUCCAGCUUCAACCCCAUAAUUCGCUGGUCCGCAAAGUGUUGGAUGCUUGUCGCAGCAUUCUCCCAGCAUCUCAUGCCGAGAAGAUGUUCCCUGGCUGGUGGCACGUCAUGAUAUGGCUAAGAUGCGAGGACUUUGACGUCGCCGAUGCUGAAUGGUCUGCACUCGUUAUCCAGCUGCUAGCCAUUUAUCUUGCCCUUGGCAAAUCCGACUCGAAGCACCCGUCCCCGACGAAAUCAUCAAGAAGCAAGCGCCGGCAGCAUUCAGGCUCUUUUGGGUCAAUACAGAGCCUCGAGGACUGGAACACGCUACAGCUCCAUGAGACACCGAACGCUCUGGGAUGUCCGAGCUGGCAGCAGACUGGCGGCUGGGCGUGGACCCUUGACAAGGAAUUCGACGACGAUCUGGAGACACCCAACCCUAGUCUAAGGGAGUCCAAGUUUAUGUCUACCCAUAUCCAGUAUGCCAGAGGCUAUCUGUCCUCCACGUUGGGAGAAAAGGCCGUUGGCGCAAACGGUUACCUUCCUACGGGAAUGCAACGGAGUGCCGAGAACCGCGGCAAUGCUGCCUGGAACAUCUUCGUGGCGCUUCAUGUCUUGCUUGAGGAGCAGAAGCUAGAGAUCAUGACCCCAGAAUACGCGUCUCCGGGAACUACCCAGUUGAGAGUCGUCAUGGGACAGAUUGCGCGAUGGCUUGGGUGGCAAGAUUUCGUGGACAUGUACGAGCUGGGCAUUCAGGAGGAACUGGAGCCUCGCUACGACACAGAGCUUCACCUUGAAGUCCCCCUUACGCAACCAUCAGGCGUCGACUUCGACAUCUUCCACUGGAUCCAGACUUGCUUCUCCACAGGCCAAUAUCAUCCUUUCCUCACCUUAGCCAACCUUUAUCACUCCCAGACCUCCAAGCCAGAGCAAGACUCGCUCAAGGACUCCAGAUGGGCAUCAAUAACCCCUAGAACACUCAUGUUCAAGCGUCUUUUCGAGAAACUAACCCCAAAGACCAACUCCGUUGGCAUUGUCGAAGCCAUGCACUCGGCCGGCAUAGACAGCCGGGUGCUGGAGACUCUCCCAGAAGCUGUUCUUACACCUCUGAAAGAUUCGAUCGCUAGAUGUCAGGCUCGGCCGCCGCCUUCAUGGCCCAAAGACCUACUUGAACUCGUCAAUCGCGGGGAUGUCAGUAUGAUUUUGGCUCCUAGCAAGAAGCUAGACAAAAGCAGUGCCAGCAUUCUUACACCCACUCAUACCGCGUCUUGGGAUUACCGAACUAUUUGCCAGAGCGUUGAGGAGUACAACAACACCGGCUUUGAUGAAGGAGAGGGCACCGAACGCCAAGCAGUCAUUCGAGCCCUCUUCAAAGAAGACCGCCGUCUCAAUGAAGCACAGGAGCUCCUAUCAACACACAGAGCCCGUGUCGUCCGUCUUGAAACCAGGCCCAACUGGUCUGAGAGCGAAUACCUGGAAAAACAGAAGGAGCUCGUUUCGAGGAUCGCCACCGGCACCCUGGCCAUCCCGGCAGGCCGCGCUCUGUUGUACUACAGCCUGCGAUACCCGCUGCUCACCCAAAAGACUCACGUUGGGGGCUUCAACCUCAACUGCAUUGUUCGCCCCACCAACGUUACUGUUGGUGUAGACAAGUCGAUGUUCACUGAAGAGAAGGUCUGCUGGGGCUUUUUCCACCAAGGAGUCGCAGCUGGUCUGGCCAUUUCACCACAGGCCAAGGGCAUUGACACCUCAUGGAUCUUAUACAACAAGCCAGGCCAAGACCUUAGUAAUCGUCAUGCGGGCUUCUUGUUGGCCUUGGGACUGAACGGCCACCUGAAAGGCAUCGCGAAAUGGGUUGCCUUCAAGUAUCUCACUCCAAAACAUACCAUGACCUCCGUUGGUCUUCUUCUUGGUCUCGCCGCAUCCUACAUAGGCACCAUGGAUUCUCUCAUUACCCGUUUACUGUCGGUGCAUGUUACGCGCAUGUUGCCUCGCGGGGCUGCGGAGCUUAACCUAUCGGCACUCACGCAGACUACGGGCAUUAUGGGAAUAGGUCUCCUAUACUGCAACAGUCAGCACAGACGCAUGAGCGAGAUCAUGAUGUCUGAGAUCGAGCACGUUGACGAAGAAGAUGAGGAUGAGCCCUUGCGAAGCGAAUGCUAUCGGCUUUCUGCUGGCUUCGCAUUGGGACUCAUUAAUCUCGGCAAGGGCAACGACCUGAGGGGCCUGCACGACAUGAGGCUCACUGAAAGUCUGAUCAAUAUUGCUACAGCCACCAAGAAGGUCGAAAUGGUUCACGUGCUAGAUCGAGCAGCCGCUGGCGCAGUAAUGGCGCUGACAUUGAUAUUCAUGAAGUCCGAGGACCACAUCGUCGCUCGCAAGAUUGACGUACCAGACUCCAUCGUUCAGUUCGAUUAUAUCCGCCCCGACAUCCUCCUCCUGCGCACAGUCGCCAAGAACCUCAUUAUGUGGAGCAAGAUUGAGCCCACAUUCGACUGGAUACUGGGCAGCUUACCCAAACCAUUCCGUGUCCGUCACAAGUUAACAGGCAUCUCUAAGCUGAAGAGCACCGACCUGCCUUUCUUCAGCAUUCUUACUGGCCUCUGCUUCUCCGUCGCGCUGCGUUAUGCGGGCAGCGCGUCCACAAAGGUCCGAGACCUCCUCAUCCACUACCUCGACAACUUUAUCCGCAUUUCCCGCAUCCCUGGCACCGGUCGCUUGCAGGAAACCCCCGUAUACGACGAAGAACUUGCACGCUCCAACGCGCGCAUGUGCCAGGAUGUCCUUGCUCUCUCCGCAGCAAUCGUCAUGGCAGGAACGGGCGAUCUUGUCGUACUCCGCCGCCUCCGCCUCCUCCACGGCCGAGACGACCCCGAAACUCCGUAUGGCUCUCACCUAGCCGCCCAUCUUGCUAUCGGAUCUCUUUUCCUUGGUUGUGGCACAGCAACAUUUGGCACAAGCAAUAUGGCCAUCGCGUCCCUCUUGAUCUCGUUCUACCCUGUCUUUCCAACCUCGGUCCAGGACAACCGCUCCCACCUCCAAGCCUUCCGCCACUUCUGGGUCCUGGCCACUGACAAUCGCUGCCUGGUCGCCAAGGACGUGGCGACGGGUCAGCCCAUCUCUUCAUCCAUCUCAAUCCGCCGCAAGCGACAGAAAGGCGACCCUGAAGACUCCGACGCCGCCGUUGUCAGACAGACGCCCUGCCUUCUGCCUCCCCUGUCCGAAAUCGCAAGCAUCCGAACGAAUGCCGGCCCAGCCUUCUGGGACCUCGAGAUCGACUUUGAGAAGAACCCAGCACUCAUCGAUGCCUUCAGACAGAACCAAAGCUUGUACCUUCGUCGUCGCCCUGCUCAGGAAGCUCCUUUCUCGUCUACUCUCCGAGCCCUGGGCAGAGAUGCUUUGGUAGACGUCACGGACAACGGCAAGCGCGAUCCUCUCGAAUGGCUCUUCGACCUCGACGCCCUUCGCGACCUGACGUACGCGGAACGUGCCACCGUACUGGACCGCAGCGCCAGCACAGAGGGCGCGGCGGGCGAGAGCUCCGGAUCGUCAGUCGACGCCCGACUCGUGCUGGAGAGGAGCAUGGAUGGGACCAGCAGGGAGCGUCUGUGCGGGUUGAAGAUGUUGUUCGAGUGGGCAGAUCGCCGAGCGCAGAUCGGCGCUAAGGAGAAGGCCAAGGUUGCGGAUGAGAAGGAUUUGGAGUGGUGGAUGAGAGAUAGCGUUGUUGAGGAGCUUAAGGGACGGGUGUUCCUUGCCGGACCGGAGGAGGACAGCAUGCAGCAGAGUUUGAGGUGA